GCGCGCGGGGCCGGGCUCUGUCACUGUCUGCCUGCCGGCCCCAGAGCUGCGCCGCCUGCUAGAUCCCGGGACGCGGCGCCCCGGGGGAGGAGGGCGAAGGGACGCGGCGAUGGCUCCGCGGGGACUCCCAGGGUCUGCCGUCGUCGUCGCCGCUGCUGUCUUUGUGGGAGGCGCUGUGAGUUUGCCGCUUGUGGCCCCGGAAAAUGGUGGCAGCCACACGUUGCACUCCAGAGCAGAGACGACAUCAUCGCCCACUAACAACACUGGGAGUGGACACCCAGAAUAUAUCGCCUUUGCGCUGGUCCCUGUGUUCUUCAUCAUGGGCCUUUUAGGGGUCCUCGUCUGCCACCUGCUUAAGAAGAAAGGCUAUCGUUGUACGACAGAAGCUGAGCAAGACGUGGAAGAGGAAAAGGUCGAAAAGAUAGAGUUGAAUGAUAGUAUAAAUGAAAAUAGUGACACCGUUGGGCGAAUUGUCCACUAUAUCAUGAAAAAUGAAGCAAAUGCUGAUGUUUUAAAGGCAAUGGUAGCAGAUAACAGCCUGUGUGAUCCUGAAAGCCCCGUGACUCCCAGCACUCCUGGGAGCCCACCUGUGAGCCCCGGGCCCUUGUCACCAGGUGGCACCCCAGGGAAGCACAUCUGUGGCCACCAUCUACACACAGUGGGCGGUGCUGUCGAGAGGGAUGUGUGUAACCGGUGUAGGCACAAGCGGUGGCACUUCAUAAAACCCACCAACAAGUCUAAAGAAGGCCGCCCAAGGCGUCAAGGAGAGGUCACCGUGCUCUCUGUGGGCAGGUUUAGAGUUACAAAAGUGGAACACAAGUCAAAUCAGAAGGAGCGGAGGAGUUUGAUGUUGGUUAGUGGAACCGAAAGCGUCAAUGGGGAGGUGCCUGUGACACCUGUGAAGAGAGAACGAAGUGGCACAGAGUAGCAGGAAUGACAUUAUUUGAAGAG
Messenger RNA from Hipposideros armiger (great roundleaf bat), 951 nucleotides. RefSeq names its product RELT like 1 (gene RELL1). Gene Ontology annotation, biological process: positive regulation of p38MAPK cascade. The record is from RefSeq and is a predicted model, not a curated record. The transcript is spliced from 7 exons. Gene Ontology annotation, cellular component: plasma membrane. Bases 110 to 928 code for a protein of 272 amino acids. NCBI's taxonomy places the organism in Eukaryota, Metazoa, Chordata, Mammalia, Chiroptera, Hipposideridae.